Molecule: messenger RNA, 2295 nt
Organism: Neltuma alba
Lineage: Eukaryota; Viridiplantae; Streptophyta; Magnoliopsida; Fabales; Fabaceae
Exons: 5
Coding region: 1-2295 (764 amino acids)
Biological process (GO): DNA integration
Molecular function (GO): nucleic acid binding; zinc ion binding
Source: RefSeq, a predicted model, not a curated record
AUGACGGAACAGUGGUCCUCACUGGUUCUGUGGGCCGGCAAGGAGAAGACGGUGGUGAUGGUGGUGAACGGAGCCGCUCGCUCCUCUGGUGUCUCUGCUCUCGCCCAGCUCUGUUCCCCGCGCCGUCUAGCUUGCCUGGUUUUGUUGUGCCCAGGAGAAGAAGAAGCCACCGAUGAUGAUGGACUGGACCGAUGGAAGGACCUCUCUCUUCUCUCGCCGCCUCCAGCUCGUGUUCCGUCUCUGCGUGUGUGCAUGCCGCCUCCUCUCGCUUGCGUCUCCGUCUCUGUUCGUCCAGGCGGUGUUAAUUUCUGUACCGACCUGCAAGUGCGAGACCUCGAAGGCAUACACCCAGAUGAUCUAGCAACAAAGAUGUUGCAAUUUCUCAUGGGACUGAAUGAGUUGUUCAGUCCGACACGCGGUCAGAUCCUCCUCAUGACUCCUCUCCCCUCUGUUAACCAAGCGUACGCGAUGAUCCUUGAAGAUGAAUCACAAAGGCACAUUGCUAAUUCCACUACGAUGCAACCGAUUGAAGGAGUGGCAAUGCUCGGAAAGGGGAGAGGUCGCGGCCGAGGGCGUGGCAGAGGAUCUUCACCAGUGGAAUGCUCCCACUGUCGCAAGAAGGGACACAGCAAGGACAAUUGUUUCCAAUUGGUGGGGUACCCUGCGGAAUUCAAGGGAAACAGAAGUAAAAGCAACCAAGAAGUAAGUGUAAAUCAAACCGAGGUCGAGGUAGGACAACAACCUGAGACAAUAACACACUCUGUGAACACGGUAUCUCUGAGCUUCACAUUGGAGCAGUACGAGAAACUACUUGAGCUACUCAGGAAGGAGUCUGAAUCUGGGAUAGUUCAUGCACUUAUCGGUACAGGUUUGACAACUUCUGUUUUAUAUAAGAAUGCUCAUACUCAUUGGGUUAUUGAUUCUGGUGCGACUACUCAUAUGGUGGGAGAUUUAUCACUGUUAAAUAGCUAUAAGGAAUAUAUAGGACCCAUAAAAUCUAUUAAGAUACCUAAUGGACAGCGUGUUCCUAUGACUCAUGCCCUUCAGGGUGGCAGAAUGAUGGGGACUGGUAAAGUUGCGGAAGGAUUGUACCUGUUGAAACUGAAUGAGGAUCAUGAGCAUAGAAUCCGAAGUGACAAUGGCACUGAAUUUAUUAAUAAUGAUUUGAAAUGCUUUCUUAGAGAAAAAGGGAUUGUGCAUGAAACUUCUUGUCCAUAUACCCCUGAACAGAAUGGAAUAGUAGAAAGGAAACAUAGGACCCUGAUACAGGUUGCUAGAGGUUUGAUAAUUCAAUCUGGGGUGCCGAUUAAUUAUUGGGGAGAAUGUGUUAAAAUGGCUUGUUUCCUUGUCAACAGAUUACCUUCUAAAAUUCUGAAAUUUCAGACUCCUUAUGAAAUUGUGUAUGGAAAAAUUGCUGAUUAUACCAAUCUGAGAGCUUUUGGUUGUUUAGCCUAUGCUAUUGAUUUAGUUAAUGUGGAUAAAUUUAAGCCCAGAUCUUUACCUUGUGUCUUCUUGGGAUAUCCCAAUAAUCAAAAGGGUUUUGUGUUGCUUAAUUUACACAAUAGAGAUAUUUUUGUAGGUAGGCAUGUUAACUUCAUAGAAAACAAGUUUCCUUUCAAAGAUGCCAUGAGUAUGAACCAAGGGGGAGUAAGUAAGUAUUUUAGGGAAAUGUUCAUGUUUGAUCCUAAGGAUACUCCAAUAACAUUAGAAAUUAACAAAGGGAAUGACUCUAAAACUGAAUAUAAUCAACAAAGAAAUAAUGAUGUAUGUGUAGAGGACAAUACAAGUCCUUCUGUUGAGUCACAGAGCCAGAAUCAUGCUGCACAGCCUUCCACUAGACCAACCAAGGACAAACGACCACCAAUCUGGGCACAAGAUUACAUUUGCAAUUUGGUGAGCACUCGACCGAAUAACAAUCAGAUAGGAAAAGGUAACUGUAGAUACCCUAUAGAGAAAUAUAUGUCUUAUGAAAAUAUUUCUUCCUCUUACUUGUGCUUCUUAUGUUCUAUUGACUCUAUUAGUGAACCACAAUCAUAUAAAGAGGCAGUAAAGGAUAUUAAUUGGGUCAAAGCAAUGAAAGAGGAAAUAGAGGCCUUAGAACAUAAUAAGACUUGGGAACUAGUAAAAUUGCCAAGAGGAAAACAAACAAUAGGAUGUAAAUGGGUGUACAAAGUGAAGUAUAAGCCAAAUGGAACAAUAAACAAGUAUAAGGCUAGACUAGUGGCAAAGGGGUAUACCCAAAGGGAAGGAAUAGAUUUUCAUGAGACAUUUUCUCCUGUGGUAAAAAUGAUUUAA